AUGCCGGAUACGCCAGGGCUGAGCCAAGCGUUCUUGCUGCAGGUCGAUGCUGCCGCGGAGCCCGGAGAUGUCGGCCGCGGUGGAUUAUGGGCGUAUUGGACGGUACCUCUUGCGACCGUGCAAAUUACCAGAAUUACGACCUUCUUACCCGCUCCAUACCAUGCCUGUCCGGCUGUGUCCUGGCUUGCCCAACUCGACAAGUGA
Penicillium macrosclerotiorum is the source of this 204-nucleotide messenger RNA. RefSeq lists its product as uncharacterized. The record is from RefSeq and is a predicted model, not a curated record. Bases 1 to 204 code for a protein of 67 amino acids. NCBI's taxonomy places the organism in Eukaryota, Fungi, Ascomycota, Eurotiomycetes, Eurotiales, Aspergillaceae. The transcript has a single exon.